AUGGGUGACUGGAGCUUCCUGGGUAGACUAUUGGAGAAUGCACAGGAGCACUCCACAGUUAUAGGCAAGGUCUGGCUGACUGUCCUAUUCAUCUUCCGAAUCCUGGUGCUAGGAGCUGCUGUGGAGGAGGUGUGGGGAGAUGAGCAGUCAGACUUCACCUGCAACACCCAGCAGCCGGGCUGCAUGAACGUGUGCUACGACAAAGCCUUCCCCAUCUCCCACACCCGCUUCUGGGUGCUGCAGAUCAUCUUCGUGUCCACGCCCACCCUCAUCUACCUGGGGCACGUGCUGCACAUCAUGCGCAUGGAAGAGAAGAAGAAAAGCAGGGAGGAAGAGAAGUUGAAGGGGGACAACCUACACCUUAGACCCGAUGGGCAGUGUGGGUCCAGCAACCACAGCCAGAAGGACAAACUCAUUCUGCGGGAUGACUGGGGAAAGGUCCAAAUCGCUGGGGCCCUGCUCCAGACCUACAUAUUCAACAUCAUCUUUAAGACGCUGUUUGAAGUGGGCUUUAUCGCUGGACAGUACUAUCUGUAUGGCUUUGAGCUAAAGCCACUCUACCACUGUGACCGGUGGCCCUGCCCCAACCUCGUGGACUGCUUCAUCUCCAGGCCCACAGAGAAGACCAUCUUCAUCAUCUUCAUGCUGGCCAUCGCCUGCCUGUCCCUCUUACUCAACGUGCUGGAGAUAUACCACCUGGGCUGGAAGAAGCUUAAACAGGGCAUGACCAACCACUAUGACCCAGAGGCCGCAGAAUCCAGGGUGGGGGCCAUCAUAUCUGGGGAUGUGCCCCCACUCCCCUCCCAUUAG
Pipistrellus nathusii (Nathusius's pipistrelle) is the source of this 810-nucleotide messenger RNA. Lineage: Eukaryota; Metazoa; Chordata; Mammalia; Chiroptera; Vespertilionidae. The record is from the annotation of a GenBank genome assembly.